GAAGAAACUUCUCUCUAAAAAGCCAAAUAAAAAUCCAAUAAUCUUCUUCUUGUUCAUCUUCUUGCUCUUUUAUACAUUCUUGAACUAUUUUCAGUAAUUAUUUACAGAAGCUUCACAGUUCUUGAAAAUGCUAAAUCAGUAGAGCAAGAAAGCACAGAUCUUUACUCUACUCUCUCUCUCUCUCUUUCAACUCGAAAGAUUAAACGAUGAGAGAGGAGGAGAAAACGCGUUUUCUGAAAAUGCGGGUGCGUUUUCCGAUGAAAUCAGCGGUUUUAGCUUUCGUCGUCUUUUUGGUGUUUAUUUCGCAGUUCGCCGUCGGAAUACGGUUGGUUCCGGGGAGGAUCGCCGCCGUCUCCGCCACCGUCGGCAACGGGUUCGACCUCGGACCAUUCGUGGAAGCUCCGGAGUACCGAAACGGCAAGGAGUGCGCGUCGCAAUCGUUAAAUAGAGAGAACUUCGUGUCGUCUUGCGACCCUUCGCUCGUUCACAUCGCUAUGACGCUCGACUCAGAGUACCUCCGUGGCUCAAUCGCGGCCGUCCAUUCAGUGCUCCGCCACGCGUCGUGUCCAGAGAACGUUUUCUUCCACUUCAUCGCUGCCGAGUUUGACCCGGCGAGUCCACGCGUUCUGAGUCAACUCGUCCGAUCGACUUUCCCGUCGCUGAACUUCAAAGUCUACAUUUUCCGGGAAGACACCGUCAUCAACCUCAUAUCCUCAUCGAUCAGACAAGCCCUCGAGAACCCAUUGAACUACGCUCGAAACUACCUCGGAGACAUUCUUGAUCGCUGCGUCGACCGAGUCAUUUAUCUCGACUCGGACAUCAUCGUCGUCGACGAUAUCACCAAGCUGUGGAACACGACGUUAACCGGGUCAAGAAUUAUCGGAGCUCCGGAAUAUUGCCACGCAAACUUCACCAAAUACUUCACCUCAGGUUUCUGGUCCGACCCGGAUUUAUCCGGAUUCUUCUCGGGUCGAAAGCCUUGCUAUUUCAACACGGGAGUGAUGGUGAUGGAUCUUGUUAGGUGGAGAGAAGGGAAUUACAGAGAAAAGAUCGAGACUUGGAUGCAGUUACAGAAGAAACGAAGAAUCUACGAUCUUGGUUCGUUGCCACCGUUUCUUCUCGUCUUCGCAGGGAACGUUGAAGCAAUUGAUCAUAGGUGGAACCAGCACGGUUUAGGAGGAGACAAUGUACGAGGAAGCUGUAGGUCUCUGCAUAAAGGACCAGUGAGUUUGUUGCAUUGGAGUGGGAAAGGGAAGCCAUGGGUUAGGCUUGAUGAGAAGAGACCAUGUCCUUUGGAUCAUUCAUGGGAGCCGUAUGAUUUGUAUGAGCAUAAGAUUGAGAGAGCUAAAGAUCAGUCUUUGCUUGGCUUCUCUUCUUUGUCUGAGUUAACAGAAGAUUCAAGCUUUUUGUGAGAGAGUAUGUGCAAGUCAAACAUUCUUUUUUUACGUUAUGUUGUAGUUUCAAUACAUUUUUUUGGUUGUGUGCACAAAUUUGAUUAGCGAGAGAGAGGAAGAGAGAGUUUGUAAAACUAGUUAGGAGAAUUCCUUUUGGAUACAAUUGUUUUUUUUUCAUAUGUUCUGCUGAUUUCAAAUCUGUCUUGUAAGCAUUUGCAUAAGAAAUCUCAAUUUUCACCGUUGAGAUA
Messenger RNA from Eutrema salsugineum, 1642 nucleotides. Its product is annotated as probable galacturonosyltransferase-like 9. NCBI's taxonomy places the organism in Eukaryota, Viridiplantae, Streptophyta, Magnoliopsida, Brassicales, Brassicaceae. Gene Ontology annotation, cellular component: Golgi apparatus. The record is from RefSeq and is a predicted model, not a curated record. The transcript has a single exon. The coding region runs from base 207 to 1412 and encodes 401 amino acids. Gene Ontology annotation, molecular function: glycosyltransferase activity.